Pipistrellus nathusii (Nathusius's pipistrelle) is the source of this 2466-nucleotide messenger RNA. Lineage: Eukaryota; Metazoa; Chordata; Mammalia; Chiroptera; Vespertilionidae. The record is from the annotation of a GenBank genome assembly.
AUGUUUUUACCUCAUAUGAACCACCUGACAUUGGAACAGACUUUCUUUUCACAAGUGCUGCCAAAGACGGUGAAAUUAUUUGAUGAUAUGAUGUAUGAGUUAACCAAUCAAGCCAGAGAACUAACAAGCCAAAACUUAGAAAUCCAGUCCACUCUAAGGAAUAUUUUACAGACAAUGGUGCAGCUUUUAGGAGCUCUUGCAGGAUGUGUUCAGCAUGUCUGUGCCACACAGGAGUCCAUCGUUCUAGAAAAUAUUCAGAGCCUCCCCUCCUCAGUCCUACAUGUGAUCAGAAGUACCUUUGUACAUUGUAAGAAUAGUGAAUCUGUCUAUUCUGGGCGCUUGCACCUCGUUUCAGACCUUCUCCAGGCUCUCUUCAAGGAGGCCUAUUCUCUUCAGAAGCAGCUAAUGGAACUGCUGGAUAUGGUCUGCAUGGACCCUGGAGUUGAUGAGAAUGAUGACAUUUUGAAUAUGGUACUUGUUAUUCAUUCAUUGUUGGACAUCUGCUCUGUUAUUUCCAGUAUGGACCAUGCAUUUCAUGCAAAUACUUGGAAAUUUAUAAUUAAGCAGAGCCUUAAGCACCAGUCCGUUAUAAAGAGUCAGCUGAGACACAAAGAAAUCAUCACCAGCUUGUGUGAAGACAUUCUGUGCUCCUUCCAGUCUUGUUUACAGUUAGCAGAGCAGAUGGCCCAGUCAAAGGCACAGGAUACUACUGACAACAGGUUAUUUCAGAAAACACUCAAAUUGUGUCGUUUCCUUGCCAACUCUCUUCUACACUAUACUAAGGAAUUUCUACCUUUCCUCUCUGAUUCUUGCUGUACAUUGCACCAGCUUUAUCUGCAGAUACACAGCAAGUUUCCUCCCAGCCUGUAUGCUUCCGGGAUCUCUCAUGCCCAGCAGGAGGAGAUAGCUGGCACUUUCCUAGUCACCCUGGAUCCACUCAUCACUCAGCUGCUCACCUUCCAGCCUUUUGUGCACGUGGUUUUGGACAGUAAAUUAGAGCUGCCAUGCGAACUACAGUUCCCGCAGUGUCUCCUGCUGGUUGUCAUCAUGGAUAAGCUGCCCGCUCAGCCCCUGGACGUGCAGACCCUGUGGUGCACCGGGAGCCAGGCGUCGGGACCCGCGUCCAGGGUAUCUCUACUCACAGCCAUUUUCAGCAGUUUUGAGCAGUGUUCUGGUGAACUCUCUCUCCCUGUUCAUUUACAGGGAGUGAAGGGGAAAGGGCAAGUGGAGGUUGCCGUCCCCUUGUAUCAGCAUGUCUGUGUUCAUCUGUGCACAUUUAUCACUUCCUUCCAUCCCUCCCUGUUUCCCGAACUGGAUGCCGCUCUGCUGAGCGCAGUGCUCAGUGCCAACAUGAUCUCCUCCUUGUUAGCGAUGGACGCCUGGUGCUUCCUUGCUCGAUACGGGACCGCUGAGCUCUGUGCGCACCAUGUCUCCAUAGUGGCUCACCUGGUGGAGUUUAUCCAGAAAUUUUCCCCCAAAGAAGCGGAAAAUCUGCCUCUGUGGCAAUAUAUUUCUUUCCAGGCUUUCCCCGCUGAGCUGAGGAAGCAAACUGCUCAUGAGGUGGUCAGCGUGGGCGUGGCCCAGGGCAGGAGGUGGCUCGGUGGCAGUCGCACUGUGGGGGAACUCGAGUGGCUGAACACUGCGCUCUCUGCUUUGCUUGCUGCGAAUAAUUCUGCGAGCGAAGCUCUGGAUAUUGGACAACAAACUGCAGUUAUGGAAGCCGGAAGUCAGCUUUGGGCUUUUCUAAACACUAAUCUGGUAACAGGUCAACCUUAUGUUCAACAGACACUCAGUCUUUUGUUUCCACUGUUGGGAUUUUUCAUUCAAACUCUAGAUCCUCAGCUGAUCAGUCAGGUAGUAACUCUGCAGGCCUCACUUCUGAAAUUAGAGCCACCAGACCAUGUUCGCUUGGCAGUCCUUGACUUUGUGUCCUCUCUCGGAAAACUUUUCAUAUCUCCAGCUAUCCAGGACAAAAUUGUGCCCAGUCUGUGUUCCGUUUUUGCUCUGCUGCUGGCCGACAGGAACUGGCUAUUAGAACAACAUGCCUUGGAGGCAUUUACUCAGUUUGCAGAGGAAACAAGUAAUGAAGAGAUAGUCCCCAAGUGCCUUAGUUCUGAAGAAACUAAGAACAAAGUGGUAAACUUUCUGGAGAAGACGGGAUUGGCAGACGAGACGGGAGCUGCCAGAGUGGAGCGUGUGAAACAGGAAAAGGGGAUUUUCUGGGGAUCUUUGCCAACAGUCAUGUUAGAAGAAGCAAAGUGGUCAUCCUUACAGCCUUGUGCUAAGAGAGCCCGUCUGGAGGCCCCCGCGGAGGAGGAGUACCGGUCAGCGCUGCAGGCCGCAGCCGGGGCCCUGGAGGCCGUCGGGCUGCUGCUCCGGAAGUCCGCGGCUCCUCGCUGGCUUCCCGCAGAAAUGCAGCUGCUCCAGGAGAAGCUGGACGAGCUGAAGGCCAUGGGCUCCGGAUGA